Messenger RNA from Pieris brassicae (large cabbage white), 6654 nucleotides. It is a transcript of the gene Ca-alpha1T, whose product is annotated as voltage-dependent T-type calcium channel subunit alpha-1G. Gene Ontology annotation, cellular component: voltage-gated calcium channel complex; neuron projection; voltage-gated sodium channel complex. Gene Ontology annotation, biological process: calcium ion import; neuronal action potential; membrane depolarization during action potential. Gene Ontology annotation, molecular function: voltage-gated sodium channel activity; low voltage-gated calcium channel activity. The transcript has 37 exons. Bases 336 to 6533 code for a protein of 2065 amino acids. The record is from RefSeq and is a predicted model, not a curated record. NCBI's taxonomy places the organism in Eukaryota, Metazoa, Arthropoda, Insecta, Lepidoptera, Pieridae.
GUUCGCUCGCAUUGACGCAAGCGCGAACGAACUUGUGAACAAUCCAUAUACUGUGUUUUGUGUAGUGUAUCGAGCUUAAUAAGGAUUUGUGUGAAAUUAGUGUCGUGUUAACAAAACAAAGGCAGACUUCAGGAAAUUAGAGAGACUAUCCCAGAAACAUUUUUAUUAAAAUAGACACGAAAAUUCCUCGACUAUGGAGCCCCGUUUCAACAACAUAACGGAGCGAGCUAACCGCGCACCGCCUAUCUUAACCGACUCAUACGUGUACAGUUGAAACAGCGAUGGUGAAAUAGUGUAGUGUACAAUGAGCUUAUAAGUGUUUAACGAGUGACGUGAUGCCUUACUACGGCUAUCGGGAGGGGUCGGACUCUAGUGGGGGUUGUUCGGAAUCGGACGGGGGUGAAUCGGACUCGGAGGGGGGGAUAAGUACCGAGAGUACGGUGGGCCAGGGGCUACCCUUUCCUGGGUUUACCCCGGUUGCACUUCGGUAUCUGACGCAGGACACCAGGCCGAGGAGUUGGUGUCUCAAGCUGAUUACCAAUCCAUGGUUCGAAAGAAUUUCAAUGCUGGUGAUUUUCCUUAACUGCGUGACCCUCGGCAUGUACCAGCCCUGCGUCGAUGACCAGUGUGUAACAAAUAGAUGUAAAAUACUACAGGUUUUUGAUGACAUAAUAUUCGCUUUUUUCACAUUGGAGUUGACUAUAAAAAUGGUUGCAAUGGGUGUGUAUGGCCACGGCACUUACCUCGCGGAUUCAUGGAAUAGGCUGGACUUUUUCAUUGUUUUUGCUGGGGCACUAGAAUAUGCGCUGAACGUGGAAAAUAUAAAUCUAUCGGCAAUAAGAACUAUCAGGGUACUUCGACCGCUUCGAGCUAUAAACAGGAUACCGAGUAUGCGUAUCCUGGUAAUGCUCCUCUUGGACACAUUGCCUAUGUUGGGCAACGUUCUACUCCUUUGUUUUUUCGUGUUCUUCAUAUUUGGUAUAGUCGGUGUCCAGUUGUGGGAGGGUAUCCUCAGGCAAAGAUGUGAACUUGUUUUACCAACAAACGUGCUUCGGCCCAACAUAUCCUUCUACUACGAGUUCUCGAAGGAACUAGAUUACAUCUGCACAACGCCGGCAGACAGCGGGAUGCAUCAAUGUGGAAACUUCCCCCCAUACCGAUACGGGCCUGUUGUGUGUAACGAGACGGCAAGACCAUUCUCUUACAACACUCCCACAAAUAAUUCAUGCGUGAACUGGAAUCAAUAUUACACAAACUGUACCCAACGAGGAUCGAAUCCAUUCCAAGGCACGAUUUCCUUCGACAAUAUCGGUCUCGCCUGGGUCGCAAUAUUUUUGGUUAUAUCUCUGGAAGGUUGGACGGAUAUCAUGUAUUAUGUACAGGACGCACAUAGCUUUUGGGAUUGGAUUUAUUUUGUGUUGCUGAUAGUUAUUGGAUCAUUUUUCAUGAUCAAUCUUUGCCUUGUCGUAAUCGCGACACAGUUCAGUGAGACGAAGAAACGUGAAAUGGAAAGAAUGCGAGUUGAACGAGCUCGGUUCACGUCGUCAUCUACUUUGGCGUCGUCUACAAAUAACAGUGAACCAGCCACCUGUUAUGCAGAAAUUGUUAAAUACGUAGCCCAUUUGUGGAGAAGAUUUAAACGGAGAAUGGCGAAGAAAAUAAGAGUAUACCGAUAUCAACGAGCACAACUCCGUUGGCGCACAAGCCGAGAAACUUUGCAGUUGCCAGCUAAUCGACCGAAACAACACCACCCGCGCUGUCCUAAACUACAUCCACAGGGUAAUGGAAAAAAUACGGAGGACGUAGAGGAGCCACUAAGUAGACCCAGCCUGUUGCGCGUUCCCUCGCUCUCCGCAGCCGAUCUUGAGAAUGCAUCCAAUCUCUCGCUACUAUCGCCGCCUUCGCUCGCCCGACGCCGGUCUUCAGUGAUGUUUAGCGAUACUGUUCUACUUCAUGCUCCGAACGCACCCCAUUUGGCUCACCCCAAUAAUCUGUGCUCCUCGGAGAAAAUGACGCAAACCGAAUUCGACCUGCCGGCAGAGUCGGCCGAAGAGAGAGCAGCUGCCGGUGGAACUAUGUCUUGUCAGGAGCUUCUGGCUCUCUCUGGAGCUCUAUCCGCUGCUCUACCUACGGGACAGGUGGCUUUGGACUCCUUCUUUGAAGAACUUACCAAGGGCAUCAGUAAACGAGCUGGUGAUGAGAAGUCAGACACAAGGAUCGUGGAAAUUGAAGACUUUUCUUGUUGCGCUGACCUAAUAGCAGCAGACGCCGCAGCCAAAGAAACAAAAAAGAAUCGAUUUACAAAAGCUUGCUCCCGUCUCUGGAAACGUUUCAAUAAAUUCCUAUCGCUACUAAGGAAGCACAUUAAAGCGAUUGUCAACCACAAAUACUUUCAGCAGGGUAUCCUCCUAGCAAUUCUUAUAAACACUUUGUCGAUGGGAAUAGAGUAUCACAAUCAACCAGAAGAACUGACAGUCAUCGUGGAAAUCAGUAACGUGGUGUUUUCAGCAAUAUUCGCUGUUGAAAUGAUUCUUAAAAUAAUAUCAGAAGGUCCUUUCAAAUACAUUUCGAAUGGGUUCAACGUGUUUGACGGUGUCAUAGUAAUAUUGAGCGCAUUUGAGCUUACACAAAGUGUGGGACAUGAGCAAGACUUAGCAGGAAGUUCAGGGCUAUCAGUGUUGCGUACAUUUCGAUUACUUAGAAUAUUGAAACUAGUCCGUUUUAUGCCAAAUUUAAGAAGACAACUCUUCGUCAUGCUGAGAACAAUGGAUAAUGUCGCUGUGUUUUUCUCGUUACUAGUUCUAUUUAUCUUCAUAUUCAGCAUCCUCGGUAUGAACCUCUUCGGGUGCAAAUUCUGCAAGAAAGAUGAAGAUGGCGAUCUUGAUUGCGACAGAAAAAACUUUGAUACUCUCUUGUGGGCCUUUGUCACGGUAUUUCAGGUGUUGACACAAGAAGAUUGGAACGUUGUUUUAUUUAAUGGAAUGGAAAAAACAAGCCACUGGGCCGCGUUAUACUUUGUCGCAUUAAUGACAUUCGGCAAUUAUGUAUUGUUUAACUUACUUGUUGCUAUUUUGGUAGAAGGGUUUAGUUCAGAGAGAAAUGAAAGACGGGAACGGGAACAACGGGAAUUGGCAAAAUCGAAAUUAUCAAGCGAAUGUUUCUCCGACAACAACGAAUUACAAUACAAUGAUUCAAACUCCGGAGAGAACUCGAGCGACAGUUUUUCUCAGAAUGAAAUUAAAAACUUCUGGAAAUCUGCGGAUGAUAUUCGAAAAGCCAAAGAUGACCCGAAUAAUAAAGAAAAAGUAAUGAAAUCAAAAAAAAGAAAACCAAAACCCGCAACGCAUAAUCCAACGUUAUGUAAAGAUUGUGCCCACUCCAACAAAUGCAAUAUACAAAAGGAAUCUAAAUUGCUAGCGUCAAGUUCAAUUAACGAACACAGCAACAGCACAGUUGUGCCUAUGAUCACUCACACAGCCGCGACACCUCAAGACUCGCCGUCCACUACUUUAGAGCCUGGAGCAUCAUUCAAAGAUUUCAACGUAGCUCUUAGCUUGGAGAGAUCAUCAAUGUUAUCUAGUUUGGAUUCAAUCGACCGAACUUCCUGUACCAGUAUACCAGGUUUACUAAAGCCUCCAAAUAGUUAUACCCUAACCCUACAUUCCGCAGCAGCCGCUUUAGGUGCCGAAAAGGCCAGACUCCCUAUCUCUUUAGCCCCUCCACCUCUCACCCUAGCACUACCGCCAUCCAGAGCCACUUCGCCUGGUACUCCAACAACACCAAGGUCGCUCCCUUCACCGAUGAUACCGGAGAAGAACCUGCAAGUUACAAUAGCUAAAGAGGGUAACUGCCUCAAUGUUAGCGAUAAAUCCAGCUUGCUGAAUUCACAAAGAAGUAUUACCAUAACAACCCCAACUGGAGAAGAUAAAUGUAGGGUACAGCGUGGAUACAGUUGGAGGUUGUCCAGGCCAAGUUUAAGAAAGAAGAAACCAAGAACGGGCUCAGACUCUGACGCUGUUGUACUGAACAAUGGACGAGAUCACAUUGCUUGCAAUGGUUCAAGUCUACGAAGAAAUGACAUUCUGCUUUCAUCGUCUAUUGUCAUAAAGAAUGAUACGCAGUCUGAGAUGCCUUAUAGAACUCGAGGCCAGCUCCCAGUGCGAGUCUUGGCUCCACCAGCAAGAAGAGUUUCCGCCCAUGCAACACCAAUACUACCUGACGUAUCGUGGAAAGCUCCAGAGGCGGGUUUUUCGUCGGAUUCAACUGUUCGAUUAGAUGCCAAAGCACCUCCCCACAGACUGUCUUUAACUAAUGACCUUUUGACAGUAACAACAGUGUCGGAGGUGAAAGCGAGUAAUUUAAUACCAAGCGGUCAACAGCAAUUACCGUCCCGAGCCCUUAACGAAGCAUUGCCCAGAGCAAAUAACCAACCUUUGCCAUUAAUUAAACAAAUUAAUGAAGAGGUGGCGAUAAACAAUGUCUGUAUAUUCUCAUCGAGGUUUGACCGGAGCAGAUUUAGAUUUAAGGAUCUUUUUCGCUUUAUGGAGCCGACAGGGUGUCUUAAAGAAAAAGAGGAUUAUUCUCUUUACAUAUUUUCUCCGGGUAAUUGGAUAAGAAGAUUUUGCACAUGGAUGGUAACCCGAAGUUGGUUUGACAAUAUAGUGCUAUUAUUCAUUGCCCUUAAUUGCAUCACACUUGCCAUGGAGCGACCGAAUAUACCACCAGACUCUAAGGAGAGAGCUUUUUUAUCGAGUGCUAAUUAUGUCUUCACUGUGGUCUUUGCCGUUGAGAUGUUCAUAAAGGUUGUGGCAUCUGGAAUGUUUUACGGCUCUGAGGCAUACUUCACCUCGGGGUGGAAUAUUAUGGAUGGCUCAUUAGUCAUCAUAUCUAUUAUCGAUUUACUUAUGUCUCUAGUAUCAGAAUCGAGCCCAAGGAUAUUUGGAAUAUUACGAGUCUUCAGGUUGUUAAGAUCGUUACGACCUUUGAGAGUGAUCAAUAGAGCUCCCGGAUUAAAACUGGUUGUUCAAACGUUAUUAUCAUCAUUACGACCUAUCGGAAAUAUCGUGUUAAUAUGUUGUACAUUCUUCAUUAUAUUUGGCAUUCUCGGAGUUCAGCUGUUCAAAGGGGCGUUCUUCUAUUGUGAAGGCGCCAACAUCAAGACUGUAAAGAACAAAUCCGAUUGUCUGGCAAUAGAGGGGAACGUGUGGGUGAACAGGAAAUACAAUUUCGAUGAUCUCGGGAAGGCUUUGAUGUCGUUGUUCGUUCUCAGCUCGAGAGAUGGUUGGGUCAAUAUCAUGUAUACAGGGCUUGAUGCGGUCGGCGUUGAUCAACAGCCAAUAGUGAACUACUCAGAAUGGCGCCUCCUUUACUUCAUUGCUUUUAUCCUACUAGUGGGAUUCUUUGUUCUGAAUAUGUUUGUGGGAGUUGUGGUUGAGAACUUCCAUCGAUGUCGUGAAGAACAAGAGAAAGAGGAAAGAGUGAGAAGAGCAGCGAAAAGAGCUUUACAGAUGGAGAAAAAGAGACGAAAGAUGCAUCAAAGGCCGUACUAUUCCGACUAUUCACAAACACGCCUGUUUGUGCACAAUGUUGUUACUUCGAAAUACUUUGAUUUAGCCAUUGCCGGAGUCAUUGGUCUGAACGUUGUCACUAUGGCAAUAGAAUAUUACAGAAUGCCACCCGCACUGCAGUACGCUUUAAAAAUUUUCAACUACUUCUUCACUGCCGUAUUCAUACUCGAGGCGGUGAUGAAACUCGUUGCACUCGGCUUCAAAAUUUACCUCAAAGACAAGUGGAACCAACUGGAUGUGAUCAUCGUUAUACUAUCCAUUGUUGGUAUUGUGUUAGAAGAGCUAGAGACUAAUAUAAUACCCAUAAAUCCAACAAUUAUGAGAGUUAUGCGUGUUCUUCGGAUUGCAAGGGUAUUGAAGCUAUUGAAGAUGGCGAAAGGCAUACGAGCAUUGCUGGACACAGUAAUGCAAGCUCUUCCUCAAGUUGGGAAUUUGGGAUUAUUAUUUUUUCUACUCUUUUUUAUUUUUGCGGCUUUAGGCGUGGAACUGUUUGGCCGUUUAGAAUGCUCAGAUGAAAUUCCCUGCCAAGGUCUCGGUGAACAUGCCCACUUCGCUAAUUUCGGAAUGGCAUUUCUAACGUUAUUCCGGGUGGCGACCGGCGAUAAUUGGAACGGUAUAAUGAAAGACACACUGAGAGAAGACUGCGACAGUUCUGUUGACUGUGUACGAAAUUGUUGCGUCUCUACUAUUAUCGCACCCAUAUUUUUUGUUGUUUUUGUAUUGAUGGCCCAGUUUGUCCUCGUCAACGUUGUUGUGGCUGUACUUAUGAAACACCUAGAAGAAUCUCACAAACAAAUGGAAGAUGAAAUCGAUAUGGACGUUGAACUCGAGCGUGAACUGGAAAGAGAAGCAGAUGAUGAAGAAGACAGAGCUCUUUGCAGAGCACUUGAAGAAUGUACAGCUCCCCCUCGGCCUUUAAAUAAGACGGCGACAGGAAUCGACAACAGAUGCUCCUGCUUUAUAUGAAGAAGAUGCCCGAUUCAUAGAUGCAGACGAUGUGGAUGAAUUAGAGCCAGGAAGCCCACCAAGACGAGACUCUUUCGCCCAAAAUCGUAGACAGCGAGUUGAUAAGAGAAGUUCUCUACGG